UCACUCUUCGGUUUCCCAAGAUAACCAGUCAUCCUGAACGACAUAUCGACGUUCAAUCAAUGAAGAGAUGGGUGAUGAAAAAGCUCAAUCGAAUUCAAUUAGAGAAGAACAAGAAGCAGAAUCAGCUAGAUCAGAAGAAAAUGAAGAAAUAAAAGAUGAAGAAAAUAAUUCUAAUUCACUGAAAUUUAAUGGGGACGAAAGUAUGCGAGCAAGUCCCGUACAAUCGGAUAGACGACAGUCUGCAAAAUCUGAUAUUAAAAUACAGCCCGAAGAAAAUGCACCAGCCGAAAUCGUAGCUGGUACAGUGCCGACAAGUGUAACUAGAGUAAAAACUGAAACAAGCAGCUCCAGUUCAUCAGUUAAAAAAUCAUUAUCAAAGUUAUCUAUGAGUAAAAAAAUCUAAGUCAACAACUACACUACAAUAAUAAUAACAACCACAACAAUCAAUGUCAUUGACAAGAACAAAAAUGCUUACAUCAGUCAAAGAUACAUAAAACGAAUCAAUAACAAAGAUCCAAAUAUGUUUGUGUCUUUUUAUUGCAAAAAUGAAAUGACCUGCGAUUUCGUUUUUCUGGUUGAUUUAUUAAACAAAAUGUGUUAAUAAUGUUUCUGUGUUUGAAAAAGUGAUUGUAACAUUUUUUUUUAUUGUUCACCUAAAUUAAUCUUUUCUUUUUUCCUAA
Messenger RNA from Schistosoma turkestanicum, 680 nucleotides. The record is from the annotation of a GenBank genome assembly. NCBI's taxonomy places the organism in Eukaryota, Metazoa, Platyhelminthes, Trematoda, Strigeidida, Schistosomatidae.